Messenger RNA from Diaporthe citri, 534 nucleotides. RefSeq lists its product as uncharacterized. The transcript is spliced from 2 exons. The coding region runs from base 1 to 534 and encodes 177 amino acids. The record is from RefSeq and is a predicted model, not a curated record. NCBI's taxonomy places the organism in Eukaryota, Fungi, Ascomycota, Sordariomycetes, Diaporthales, Diaporthaceae.
AUGCAGAUCACAACCUUCUUCACCACCGCCGCGAUCUCUAUCGCCUCGGCUGCCGCCCAGUCGGCCACCACCACCGGCUCCGCACCGACCUCGACCUCCAGCGGCGGCGAUCUGAAUAGCAUCGUUAGCCAGGUGCCCCAGUGUGCCCUUACCUGCCUCGACUCCACCGCGACCAGCAUCGGCUGCAGCGCCUCCGACCUCACCUGCCUGUGCUCUAAGUCCGACCAGCUGAUCUCCUCAAUCGGCCCCUGCAUCCUCCUCCAGAGCCAGUGCUCCUCAGAGGAGCAGAGUCAAAUCCAAUCCGUCGCAGGCAAUCUGUGCAGCGACGUCGGCUCCGCCAACUCGGCCGAGCUCGCCUCCGCGUCCAACGCCAUCAACUCCGCGCUGGCGACCGGAACGACAGGCACUGGCACCGCAGCCGCGGGCAGCACCGCCACCAGCGCGAGCGGAAACGCCGCCGCCCGGACGGACUCGCCCCUCGCCAACAUGGGAGCUAUGGGCGCCGCUGCCGCGCUUGCUGUGCUUGCUCUCUAG